Culex pipiens pallens (northern house mosquito) is the source of this 2247-nucleotide messenger RNA. RefSeq lists its product as uncharacterized. The transcript has a single exon. NCBI's taxonomy places the organism in Eukaryota, Metazoa, Arthropoda, Insecta, Diptera, Culicidae. The record is from RefSeq and is a predicted model, not a curated record. The coding region runs from base 1 to 2247 and encodes 748 amino acids.
AUGGGCGAGUCACGGGACAUCGCAUUCCGACGUCUUCAAGGGCUGGAGCGCAGAUUAGCCAAGGAACCGGAACUGCGCCGGCAAUACAACCAAUUCAUGGAGGAAUACCUGGAACUAGGACACAUGCGCGAGGCUACCGACCUCGGAGAGGUCAAGCGCGUGUUCCUACCACAUCACCCGGUGGUGAGGGAAUCGAGUACUACGACCAAGGUGCGAGAGGUAUUCGAUGCGUCUUGUGCGAGCUCAACGGGAGUGUCGCUCAACGAUGCCCUAUUGGUGGGACCGUCGAUUCAGGACGAUCUACGGUCAAUAAUCCUACGGAGUCGGACAAAGCAGUUCAUGCUCGUGUCUGACAUGGAAAAAAUGUUCCGACAAGUUCUAGUCACCGAGGAAGACAUGAAGCUCCAAAGCAUCAUGUGGCGGGAUGACCCCAACAAGGAGGUCAAAAUCUACGAACUUGCGACGGUCACGUAUGGUACCAAGCCAGCACCUUUCCUGGCAACCCGGACGCUCAAGCAACUCGCUAUGGAUGAGCAAAGCCGUUACCCGAUGGCAGCCAAGGUCGCGCUCGAAGACGUCUACAUGGACGACGUUUUGACCGGCGCGGACGACGAGGAUCAAGCGGUGGAACUACGAUCCCAACUGGACGCUCUGCUGGAGAGCGGCGGUUUUCGGCUUAGGAAGUGGGCAUCCAACAGCCCUCUGGUACUGCAGGGCAUACCAGACGAGAACCUAGCACUGUCAAGGACUGGCGAUGUGCUCCUGGAUCCAGAUCCAUCCGUACGGACUCUGGGAUUGGUUUGGCGACCAACCACCGACGUUCUAAAGUUCCAGUUUGAUCACCCAACCCCAAACCCAAACCAGCCGUGGACACGGCGGAGGAUAAUGUCAACGAUUGCAACCCUAUUUGAUCCGAUUGGUUUCGUCGGUCCAGUUAUCGCAUCAGCUAAAAUCCUGAUGCAGAAGCUGUGGACACUGGAGGACAAGAACGGCAAGAAGCUGGACUGGGAUGACGAGCUACCACCCGCAAUCGUUCAAAAAUGGCUGAAGUUCUAUGAACAAAUUCCGGCAUUGAACGACCUGACAUUCCCAAGAUGUGUGAUCAUUCCCAAGGCGGUCAACAUCGAGAUCCAUACGUUUUGCGACGCUUCCCAGGAUGCAUACGGAGCUUGCUCGUAUGUGAGAAGCGUAAACCAGGCUGGAGAAGUACGCGUGGCACUGCUUAGCUCCAAAUCCAAGGUCGCUCCACUCAAAUGCCAGUCGAUUCCAAGGUUAGAGCUCUGCGGAGCGGAGCUGGCUGCUCUUCUGGGUGAGCAGAUCUUUAAGGCAACCAAACUGGACGUCAAGUACUACUAUUGGACGGAUUCAACAUGUGUACUCCAGUGGUUACGGCACGUACCUACGACGUGGAACACCUUCGUCGCCAACAGGGUAGCGAAAAUCCAAGCGCUGACGGAGCGCGGGGGAUGGAACCACGUGCCGGGAGUCCAGAAUCCUGCGGACCUCAUUUCCCGAGGUGUCGCACCGGCGGAUAUCGCAGAUCUACUGCUGAGGUGGGAAGGUCCCCCAUGGCUCAAGCUAUCACCUCAACACUGGCCGUCUCAACCAGUGCUGGAUCGUGACGAGGAAGCAGACCAAGAGAGACGUCACGUGGCAGCGAACCUAGCUGGCGGACAGCAGAUCGAUUUCCCGAGUUUCAUCAUCAGCAAGUUUUCCGACUACCGAAGCCUGAUUCGAAGCGUAGCGUACUGGUCAAGGCUGAUGAAGAUCCUGCGGCACGAAGAAGGCGUAGAACAGCGAGGUCUUCCAACAGCACGGGAGCUGAAGGAAGCGGAACACACCAUGAUUCGUCUCGUGCAGAAGGAAGAAUUCAAGGCGGAGUGGCAAGCGCUGUCCAACGGUGGAUCUGUGGGAAGGAACUCACCGCUGCGUUGGUUCAACCCGAAGUUAGCAGACGACAACCUGAUCCGAGUCGGUGGACGGUUAGGUCACUCGCAGGAAACCGACAGCACGAAGCAUCCGAUAGUUCUACCUGCUCGGCACCCGCUGACCAAGAUGCUGUUCGAGGACUAUCACGAACGUUUACUUCACGCGGGACCGCAGCUGAUGCUCGCGACAGUUCGUCUCAAGUACUGGCCGCUUGGAGGUCGAAGCGUAGCACGCCAGAUCGUGCACAACUGCCAGCGUUGCUUCCGGACGAAACCCACUCAAAUCCAGCAGUUCGAGAACUGCCCCCGGCGCGCGUAA